UCAGGGAGCAAAGGAGCCCUACAGGGAACGCGGGGGGGAAACGGUGCAGAAUCCUCCAACGGUAGGGGUGGGUUCGUAAGACUGGAGCGAAGGCUCCACCCACGCCUUAGAGUGCCAACUCAGCACAAGGCGGAAGGCAGUCGCCAGGUAGCCACAGAGAGGGCCAUUUAAACAGGAGACACCUGACGCACGCCGGGUCCUCUCCCAGACCGCCCAGCCCAGCUCCGGGGGCGGAGGGCCGUCGCGCCGCUAGCCUAUCAUCACUGCCCAAGCCCGCGAACUCUCUUCCUCAUUGGCGAGCCACAGGGUGACGUCACGUUCUCCGGACCUGCAAAGGAGGAGGGCGCCAUGAUUGGUUGGCGCUGGGGCGGCGGGCGGUGGAGGACCCUCGCGAGUCUGGGUUUCCAGCCGGUGCUGGACUUUCCCCUUCCAUGUUCCGAGGCCGUGGGGAACUGCAGAGGGCGGGGAGUUGGCUCGGCGGAGACCUGGAUUUGGUUCUAAGAGCCUUGGGGUUGAGAAGGGGUGACCGGAAGUGAUCGUGGGACUGACCGGAAGCGAGGCCUGGAGGGGAAAGAGAGAGCGGGUCCCUGGAGGGAGGGGGGCUUACCGCAGAAGGGGACUGGGGGAAAAGGUGCGAAAGCGGCGUGGGAGCGCCGGGCAGGCAGCGGGUCGCUGCUGCUGGUCUGUUUGGAAGGCAGCAAGUGACUACCACGAGCUCAAGGGGAGAGCCCAGGGAUUGAGAGGACGGGAGUCCAGGGCUGCCUCGGGGGAAUCUGGAAUAGUUAAGCAGAGGGGCCCGCGCGUGGCUCCAGAGAGCUGGGAGGGACGGAUUUUGGAAGUCGAGGCAGGAGCUAGGAGCCGAGGGUACAGCAGAUUAGUUGUGCGGGCAGUGCGGUUCAGGCUUGGGGUUGGCCAGUGGGAACUGCGUGGGAGAUCUUGGUUUGGAGUUUUCGACAGUCUUGGCCCCAUUGGGUAGAAUCACACUACUUGCCUUUGUACAAGAAACGGUGUCUUCUGGGGCAAGGAAGGAGCCAGCAUGGCCUGGGCUCUGAAGCUGCCUCUGGCCGAUGAAGUGAUUGAAUCUGGGCUGGUGCAGGACUUUGAUGCUAGUCUGUCCGGGAUCGGCCAGGAACUGGGUGCUGGUGCCUAUAGCAUGAGUGACUAUUGUGGAAGAAAUGGAACAAGAGAUUGUAGGCAGUGUGAAGUCUGUGCAGGACCAGUGGAAGAAGCAAGAAUGGCCCUUGUGAUGUCCUUGCGUUGCCCAUUUUUAAGCAAGAAGAGUCAAGUUUGCCCCCUGAUAAUGAGAAUAAAAUCCUGCCUUUUCAAUAUGUGCUCUGUGCUGCCACCUCUCCAGCAGUGAAACUCCAUGAUGAAACCCUGACAUAUCUCAAUCAAGGACAGUCUUAUGAAAUUCGUAUGCUAGACAAUAGGAAACUUGGAGAACUUCCAGAAAUUAAUGGCAAGUUGGUGAAGAGUAUAUUCCGUGUAGUGUUCCAUGACCGGCGGCUCCAGUAUACUGAACAUCAGCAGCUGGAGGGCUGGAGGUGGAACCGACCUGGAGAUAGAAUUCUUGACAUUGAUAUCCCAAUGUCUGUUGGUAUAAUCGAUCCUAGAGCUAAUCCAACCCAACUGAACACAGUGGAGUUCCUGUGGGACCCGGCAAAGAGGACAUCUGUGUUUAUCCAGGUACACUGCAUUAGCACAGAAUUCACUAUGAGGAAGCAUGGAGGAGAAAAGGGAGUGCCGUUCCGAGUACAAAUUGAUACGUUCAAGGAAAAUGAAAAUGGGGAAUAUACCGAGCACUUACACUCCGCCAGCUGCCAGAUCAAAGUCUUCAAGCCCAAAGGUGCAGACAGAAAGCAAAAAACGGAUCGGGAGAAAAUGGAGAAACGAACACCUCACGAAAAGGAGAAAUACCAGCCUUCUUAUGAGACAACUAUACUCACAGAGUGUUCUCCAUGGCCUGAGAUCACAUACGUCAACAAUUCCCCAUCACCUGGCUUCAACAGUUCCCACAGCAGUUUUUCCCUUGGGGAAGGAAAUGGUUCACCAAACCACCAGCCAGAGCCACCCCCUCCAGUCACAGAUGUAAGUCUAAAGUUAAAUAACCUCUUGCCAACGACCACACCUCAGGAAGCUCAGCAGUGGUUGCAUCGAAAUCGUUUUUCUACGUUCACAAGGCUUUUUACAAACUUCUCAGGGGCAGAUUUAUUGAAACUAACUAGAGAUGAUGUGAUCCAAAUCUGUGGCCCUGCCGAUGGAAUCAGACUUUUUAAUGCAUUAAAAGGCCGGAUGGUGCGCCCAAGGCUAACCAUUUAUGUUUGUCAGGAAUCCUUACAGUUGAGGGAGCAGCAACAGCAGCAGCAGCAGCAGAAGCGUGAGGAUGGAGACUCAAAUGGUACUUUCUUCGUGUACCACGCCAUCUAUCUAGAAGAGCUGACAGCUGUUGAACUGACAGAAAAAAUGGCUCAGCUCUUCAGCAUCUCCCCUCGCCAGAUCGGCCAGAUCUACAAGCGGGGGCCGACAGGAAUCCACGUGCUCAUCAGUGAUGAGAUGAUACAGAACUUUCAGGAAGAAGCCUGUUUUAUUCUGGACACAAUGAAAGCAGAAACCAAUGACAGCUAUCAUAUCAUACUGAAGUAGGUGCCGGGCGGUCCAUCCGCAGCGGCUGCCGCUUCCCUCAGCCCUUGGAAGCUUCCCUCUUGAAGGGAGUCGCUCGCUAAUGGAGAUUGGAAGGUCUGCAGGAACUGACCCAUCUGACUGUGUCGGGGGGAGUCCAGGCCACGGACGCAGAAUCCCAGGCAUCUGUUGGCCUAAGCUCUCGUGGCACACACGGAUUAUUGCCCAACAUGCAUUUCUGCAGCUGUUUCUUAGUUAAAAUUUAUGGACCCUGUUGUUGUUGAAUAUCAUUAGAAACUCCACACCAUUUAGGGUGUUUGUAGGGCAUAACGAUGAUGAGAAUUGUGUGAUGUUCAAUGGAAAGAUGUUAAAUUUUGUGAUAUGGAGCCAUGUAAUUUUUUUCUAAUAUAAAAGCAAACGUCUAUAUUCCUAAGACUAGAUCCGCAGUCUCUUUUGCAUCGUACAUACUAGCUUUUGCCACAGUCGGCCCCUGAAAACCUCACCAAAGAGGAGAAAUACAGAGAUAGAACAGAAUUUUUCUUUUGGUUGCCCUGUCAUACCAAGACUACUAGUAAUUUUAGCUAACAUUUACUGAGUAUUUACCUGUGCCGAGUAGUGUGAUGAAUUCUUUGAGUGGCUUACCUUGUCGAACUCCUUUUUAAUAAUCCUCUCUGAAGGAGGUAAUGAUGGCCCCUAACUGAAGGUGAGGAAGUGGGGACCUAGAGUGGCUAAGGAGCUUGCCAAGUGACAGGCACCUAGCAAGCAGUGUCGCUGAAAUCCAAACCCAGGCAAUCUGGCUCAUUUUAACUGCCGGCCACGAUGCUGUCCUUGCAGUGCCCUGUGCUUGUCGCUGUCUCUUACCGUGGCUCUUCUGGAGGAUAGGACGGAACACCGCCUGACAACCAAGGAAUCAACCACUGACAGGGACAAACCACACCUAAAUAAUGACACACAAACGAAGACCUACAAAAACCGGGAACACACAUGCUUUUGAAGCAUCAUCAGUUACCAGAUUCACAGACUCUGAGGUGGUGAAAACGAGGGGUCAUCUGUAACUCCCCAAAUUCACUGUUCUUGAAUGAGCUUCUCAAACUAUUUAUUAAUGAGUUUGGCUAGCCCCUGCUUUCUGUUCCCCGCUCUGCAUCUGUCCUCGGUAUAGGAAAUUCUUUUACUCAUGUAGUGUUCUUUUAUAUAAGCUUUAUGAGAAAUGCAUUCCGAUCCCCGCCACACUCUUCCCAUUCAUCUUAGUUCUUAAAGCGUGUGUGCGUGUGUGUGUCUGUGCGUGUGUGCAUACACGUGUAAGACUAUGGGUUGUCUUUUUUCACAUGUAGAGUUUUAUCCAGAAAUCCCUUUACCCAUUACGUUGAGGUGAAAAAAGAUAAUGUUCAAAGAUUCUGUAAUGGAUUUGGAUCUGUGCGUGUGUGUUUUUAAAGCAUUUGAUAAAGUUUAAAUGUUUUUAUACAGAGAAUUUUGUUCAUUAAAAUCAACCCACAAUA
Ailuropoda melanoleuca (giant panda) is the source of this 4115-nucleotide messenger RNA. It is a transcript of the gene TFCP2, whose product is annotated as transcription factor CP2. The record is from RefSeq and is a predicted model, not a curated record. The transcript is spliced from 16 exons. Gene Ontology annotation, molecular function: DNA-binding transcription activator activity, RNA polymerase II-specific; RNA polymerase II cis-regulatory region sequence-specific DNA binding. Gene Ontology annotation, biological process: positive regulation of transcription by RNA polymerase II. Gene Ontology annotation, cellular component: nucleus. NCBI's taxonomy places the organism in Eukaryota, Metazoa, Chordata, Mammalia, Carnivora, Ursidae. Bases 1417 to 2643 code for a protein of 408 amino acids.